Messenger RNA from Mangifera indica (mango), 3661 nucleotides. RefSeq names its product DNA damage-binding protein 1a. Gene Ontology annotation, cellular component: nucleus. NCBI's taxonomy places the organism in Eukaryota, Viridiplantae, Streptophyta, Magnoliopsida, Sapindales, Anacardiaceae. Gene Ontology annotation, molecular function: protein binding; nucleic acid binding. The record is from RefSeq and is a predicted model, not a curated record. The coding region runs from base 163 to 3429 and encodes 1088 amino acids. The transcript is spliced from 19 exons.
GCCCUUGUCUAGGUUCAGUAGCGGCAGCACCUCUUUCCAACGGGAGAGAGCCAGAACAGAGAUUACUACAAACUGAAGCCAAGAAUAUAAAAGGAAACCCUCAAAAUUCCAGAUAAAUUUUGGCAACAGCACGAGGAAACACUCUCUUUUAACUCUACCAAAAUGAGUAUAUGGAACUACGUCGUUACGGCUCACAAGCCCACCAAUGUUACUCACUCUUGUGUCGGCAAUUUCACCAGCCCUCAGGAGCUCAAUCUCAUUAUUGCGAAAUGCACUCGUAUUGAAAUACAUUUGCUUACUCCUCAGGGACUGCAGCCUAUGUUGGAUGUACCCAUAUACGGAAGAAUUGCAACUCUUGAACUUUUUCGCCCUCAUGGUGAAGCACAGGAUUUUCUAUUCAUUGCAACUGAAAGAUACAAAUUCUGUGUUCUCCAGUGGGAUGCUGAGUCCUCUGAGCUUAUUACAAGAGCAAUGGGAGAUGUCUUUGAUCGUAUAGGCCGUCCUACAGAUAAUGGUCAGAUUGGCAUAAUUGAUCCUGAUUGUAGAUUGAUUGGACUCCAUCUGUAUGAUGGGUUGUUCAAGGUUAUUCCUUUCGAUAGUAAAGGACAGCUAAAGGAAGCCUUUAAUAUUAGGCUUGAGGAGCUUCAGGUCUUGGAUAUCAAGUUUCUUUAUGGUUGUUCAAAACCAACAAUUGUAGUGCUCUACCAGGAUAAUAAAGAUGCUCGUCAUGUCAAAACGUACGAGGUUGCUCUGAAAGAUAAAGAUUUUGCUGAGGGCCCGUGGUCCCAGAAUAAUUUGGACAAUGGAGCUGAUUUGUUGAUACCAGUACCUCCACCUCUCUGUGGUGUUCUUAUAAUUGGAGAAGAAACAAUUGUCUAUUGUAGUGCUAAUACUUUUAAAGCAAUUCCAAUAAGACCAUCUAUCACAAAAGCCUAUGGAAGAGUUGAUGCUGAUGGUUCUAGGUAUCUACUUGGUGACCAUGCUGGCCUGCUUCACCUGCUGGUCAUAACCCAUGAGAAAGAGAAGGUCACUGGACUAAAAAUUGAGCUGUUGGGCGAAACAUCUAUUGCAUCUACUAUAUCAUAUUUGGAUAAUGCAUUUGUGUAUAUUGGCUCAAGCUAUGGAGAUUCACAGCUUAUAAAGCUAAAUCUACAACCUGAUGCAAAGGGUUCAUAUGUGGAAGUAUUAGAAAGGUAUGUCAACUUGGGGCCCAUUGUUGACUUCUGUGUGGUUGACCUUGAGAGGCAAGGCCAAGGUCAGGUUGUAACAUGCUCUGGAGCUUACAAGGAUGGUUCUCUUCGCAUAGUUCGAAAUGGGAUUGGAAUAAAUGAACAGGCAUCAGUGGAAUUGCAAGGUAUUAAAGGGAUGUGGUCUUUGAGAUCAUCCACCGAUGAUCCAUUUGAUACCUUCCUGGUGGUUAGUUUUAUCAGUGAAACACGGAUUUUAGCAAUGAAUCUGGAGGAUGAGCUGGAAGAGACUGAGAUAGAGGGUUUUUGUUCUCAAGCACAGACUUUGUUUUGCCAUGACGCUGUUUACAAUCAACUUGUUCAGGUUACUUCUAGCUCUGUAAGACUUGUAAGUUCGACAUCUAGGGAGCUGCGCCAUGAAUGGAAAGCUCCAGCAGGAUAUUCAGUUAAUGUUGCAACUGCCAACGCUACUCAGGUUUUACUGGCAACCGGAGGUGGGCAUUUGGUUUAUUUAGAAAUUGAUGAUGGAACAUUGACAGAAAUAAAACAUGCACAACUGGAGUAUGAGAUAUCAUGCCUUGACAUUAAUCCAAUUGGUGAGAACCCCAACUAUAGUCAGAUAGCUGCAGUUGGAAUGUGGACAGAUAUAAGUGUUAGGAUAUUCUCACUUCCUGACCUAAAUCUGAUCACUAAGGAGCAUCUGGGUGGAGAAAUCAUACCUCGAUCUGUUCUUCUCUGUGCCUUUGAAGGGAUAUCUUACUUGUUAUGUGCACUUGGAGAUGGUCAUCUUUUAAAUUUUUUGUUGAACAUGAAUACUGGUGAGUUGACGGAUAGGAAAAAAGUGUCGCUGGGAACCCAACCUAUUACACUCCGUACUUUCUCAUCCAAGAGUACCACUCAUGUAUUUGCUGCAUCAGAUAGACCGACAGUGAUUUAUAGCAGUAACAAAAAGCUACUUUAUAGUAAUGUAAAUUUGAAAGAAGUCAGUCAUAUGUGCCCUUUCAACUCUGCUGCCUUUCCAGACAGCCUUGCAAUUGCAAAAGAAGGUGAGCUUACUAUUGGCACAAUUGAUGAUAUCCAGAAGCUUCAUAUCCGCUCUAUACCUCUUGGGGAGCAUGCACGCCGUAUCUGUCAUCAAGAGCAGUCCCGGACUUUUGCUAUCUGUAGUUUGAAGAACCAGUCUAGUGCGGAUGAAUCUGAAAUGCACUUCAUCCGCUUGUUAGAUGACCAAACAUUUGAGUUUAUGUCAACUUACCCACUUGACACAUUUGAGUACGGUUGCUCCAUCCUCAGCUGCUCUUUCUCUGAUGAUAGUAAUGUUUAUUACUGUGUUGGGACUGCCUAUGUUCUGCCAGAAGAAAAUGAGCCUACCAAGGGGAGGAUAUUGGUUUUCAUAGUGGAGGAUGGGAAGUUACAGCUGAUUGCAGAGAAGGAAACUAAGGGAGCAGUUUAUUCAUUGAAUGCCUUCAAUGGUAAAUUGCUUGCAGCUAUCAAUCAAAAAAUCCAGUUAUACAAGUGGAUGCUCCGAGAUGAUGGUAGUCGGGAAUUGCAAUCUGAAUGUGGUCAUCAUGGUCACAUACUUGCCCUCUAUGUACAAACUCGUGGAGAUUUCAUUGUUGUUGGUGAUUUGAUGAAAUCUAUUUCCUUGCUAAUCUACAAGCAUGAAGAAGGUGCCAUUGAAGAACGGGCUCGUGACUACAACGCAAAUUGGAUGUCAGCCGUUGAAAUUCUUGAUGAUGACAUAUACCUUGGUGCUGAAAACAACUUUAACCUCUUUACAGUUAGGAAGAAUAGUGAAGGUGCCACUGAUGAGGAGAGAGGCCGCCUUGAGGUGGUUGGUGAAUACCACCUGGGAGAAUUUGUGAAUCGAUUUCGGCAUGGUUCCCUUGUGAUGCGAUUGCCAGAUUCUGAUGUGGGUCAGAUUCCAACUGUGAUAUUUGGGACGGUGAAUGGUGUUAUUGGGGUUAUUGCUUCACUUCCUCACGAGCAGUACCUUUUCUUAGAGAAGCUGCAGUCAAACUUAAGGAAGGUGAUAAAGGGUGUGGGAGGGUUGAAUCAUGAGCAAUGGAGAUCAUUCAACAACGAGAAGAAAACAGUGGAUGCGAAAAAUUUCCUGGAUGGUGAUUUAAUAGAGUCGUUCCUUGAUCUGAGCCGUAGUCGGAUGGAUGAAAUUUCGAAGACGAUGAAUGUUUCAGUAGAGGAGCUGUGUAAGAGAGUUGAGGAACUCACUAGGUUGCAUUGAUAUUUGGUAAUGAAAUUCGUUUAGCCCUUUGUAUUUGGUAAUAUCAUUGAGGAGAUUUGUUAUGGUUUGGAAUUAGAGAUAAGAAAUGUUUUGGGUUUUCUGGCUUUGUAUGGAAUUCAGGUAGUGAAACGGUUUAUAACACAUUUCUUCAUCUGUAAGGCUUUGUAGUGAUUGUUGCAUUGGUCGGCGAUAUUGACCCCAAGGGCAAGGGCAAGGACAUGUUGAGUGACAA